This is a messenger RNA of Xiphias gladius (swordfish), 1284 nucleotides long. It is a transcript of the gene ufc1, whose product is annotated as ubiquitin-fold modifier conjugating enzyme 1. The record is from RefSeq and is a predicted model, not a curated record. NCBI's taxonomy places the organism in Eukaryota, Metazoa, Chordata, Actinopteri, Istiophoriformes, Xiphiidae. The transcript has a single exon. The coding region runs from base 233 to 745 and encodes 170 amino acids. Gene Ontology annotation, biological process: protein K69-linked ufmylation. Gene Ontology annotation, molecular function: UFM1 conjugating enzyme activity. Gene Ontology annotation, cellular component: cytoplasm.
GGAAAUAGAAGAAUAAUUAACUGCAGCCAAUUGAAACGUUUGGAAGGUUUGUUUUGAAGAUCCCAUACAGGAAGUGGUUAGUUUUGACUCGGAGCAGCUUCUUUGCGUUGUCAGCCCGGAAGUCCACGUCAGUCCUGGGACCAGAACUGCAGACCAACUGAAUCCCGGACUGAAACCCGUUUUAAUUUAAACCCACGUUCAGCUAAAACUUUUAUUUUCUCUCUGGCACGAAAUGGCGGACGAGGCCACGCGCAAGGCCGUUUCGCAGAUCCCCCUGCUGAAGACACACGCGGGGCCGCGAGACCGGGCUCUGUGGCCGCAGCGGCUGAAGGAGGAGUACCAGGCGCUGAUCCAGUCCGUGGAGCAGAACAAGGUGGGCGACAAUGACUGGUUCCGUCUGGAGUCCAACGCGGACGGCACGCGGUGGACCGGCACGUGCUGGUUCAUCCACGAGCUGCUGCGCUACGAGUUCCGGCUGGAGUUCGACAUCCCAGUGACGUACCCCGACACCGCGCCCGAGGUGGCGGUCCCGGAGCUGGACGGCAAAACCGCCAAGAUGUACCGCGGCGGGAAGAUCUGCCUGACCGACCAUUUCGCACCGCUCUGGGCUCGGAACGCGCCGCGCUUCGGUCUGGCGCACCUCAUGGCGCUGGGUCUCGGACCCUGGCUCGCCGUGGAGAUCCCCGACCUGAUCAACAAGGGGCUCGUGGUCCACAAGGAGCUGCAGCGCGAGGCGGCGGAGUGACGUCACCGUACGAAGCGUUAAAGACCGAAAAACUCAAAAAAGAAAAAAAACCAAAAAAAAACCGACGGACAAACGCUUGUGUCUGGUUCAGAGUAAAAAUGAUGAGGCAGGUGAACAGAGUCUGGUCAGGAAGCUACAAUGAAAACCGAAGGCUAUUUUAUAUCAUAACACUGGAACACUCAGGAGGGUGUGGGACACAGGUCGGGGUAAUGAUGUAUAAUGGUAUGGAAUAAAAUAAUGAGGACUGGUGAAGAGCUGCAGGGUGAUGAUAAAUCUGGACUGAUGAAAUGAUCGGAUAAAGGUUUGUUUCAGAGUAUGGUGGAACAGGAAAACAAUAAAAAAAUGACCAGAGUAUGGUGAGGGCACUAACACUGCAAUCUGACUGUAAAUAUUUAGAGAAAUAUUUACACAACUUGUUUAAAUAAUGACCUGGCUGCAAACCUAUGGUGAGUUUAAAAAUGGUUAAAAAAUUUAAACCGACAUCUAAUUGUACAUAUUGUUAAAAGUGUUAGUUUGUAACAUAAACAGAUUGAAAACUA